Molecule: messenger RNA, 1379 nt
Organism: Rosa chinensis
Lineage: Eukaryota; Viridiplantae; Streptophyta; Magnoliopsida; Rosales; Rosaceae
Product: probable 2-oxoglutarate-dependent dioxygenase AOP1
Exons: 3
Coding region: 64-1014 (316 amino acids)
Molecular function (GO): dioxygenase activity
Source: RefSeq, a predicted model, not a curated record
CAAAGUAAAGAGAAAGAACCAGUUCGUUGGAAACACAUAGGAAGUGCUUGAUAAGUUGGAGAAAUGGGUUCAGAUACUCAAUACCAAAUUCCCGCAAUAGAAUUCACAAUGAAUUCGCUUGAAGUGGACCGAGGAACUGUCGAGUGGUACCAUCUGUGCAAGAAGGUUCGAGAGGCUUGUGAAAAUUAUGGUUGCUUCGAGAUUGUGUAUGGUAAGAUACCUCCGCAGUCAAAAGCCGAAAUCCUUUCAGCUUCAAGGAAACUUUACAGCCUUCCACUUGAGUCAAAGAAGAACAACCUUACCCCAAACCGUUACCAGGGUUACCUUGGACCGAGUGUCACUGCUCCCUUGUAUGAAGGCUUUGGCUUUCAGGAAGCAUCCAACUAUGAAUCCCUUAGAAGCUUCACAGAAGAAAUAUGGUCUCAUGACCAGUUUUGCACUUUCCUUUCUAUGAUGAAGCAGCUGGAUGAGCUGAGAGAUAUGAUUCACUUGAUGAUUCUUGAUAGCUAUGGUUUGGAAAAAUCAUCAAAUUUGAUCAUGGUGUCUAAGACACUGCUACGGUUACAGAAGUACACGGCACCUCCUUCAGGGGAGUACGCGAUGGCUGCCCCGGCUCACACUGACAAGAAUUUUAGCACAAUCCUUUUCGAUGAUCAAGUUUCAGGUCUUGAAGUUCAAACCAAGGACGAACAAUGGGUCAAGUUGCCUAUAUCUCCUUGCUCUUUCAUCUUUGCUGUCGGAGACUUCCUCAUGGCAUGGAGUAGUGGCAGAAUGCAUUCUGUGAAGCAUCGGGUGAUGAUAUGUGGAGAAAAAGAUCGACAUUCCUUGAUAGCAUCUGCACUUCCAAUAGAGGGUUCCGUCAUCAAAGCACAAAAGGAGCUAGUAGAUGAAGACUACCCACAAAUUCUUAAAGAUUUCGACCAUACAGAAUUUUUCAACUUCAUCUGUUCACCAGAAGGAAAAGCCAUUGACUCACAAAAGCAAGUUUACGCAUUUGCUGGAAUUGGAACUUGAUUUGUUAAUUAUAAAUAUUGAAAAUAAAGGUUUUUGACUUAUUUAAUGCCGCAUUUGCCUGAUGUGUAGUGUCUGAUUGGAUGAGGCUCCUCCUUUUAUUGUACAUCUUCGUCGACGUGACAUGCUUGGUCUUCCGAACCUCGAAGUUUCUUUGAGUUGUAAUUUAUUUAUCCUCUUCAUCUAUUUGGAUGGAGAAUAGUAGCUCUGUUGAUUUUCUGUUUUUGGCUAGGGGCAUGGCCGUUGUCCCCCGGUCCCCCCUUCUUCUGUUUGUAAUGCUUUUAUCUUUUAAUAAAUUGUGUUGGGAAACUCUACUCUUUCCAAUCCUAUUUCAACCAAAGAAAAAAAACGUAGUAUCUAAUUCAACU